AAAUGUGAUACUAACAUGUGUUGUGUGAUUGCUUUUGUUUUUCAGUACAUCCAGCAGAACAUUAGAUCAGACUGCUCUAAUAUCGACAAAAUCCUUGAGCCUCCAGAGGGUCAGGACGAGGGCGUGUGGAAGUAUGAACACCUCAGGCAGUUCUGUCUGGAGCUCAACGGACUAGCUGUAAAACUGCAGAUCGAGUGCCAUCCAGACACCUGCACCCAGAUGACAGCCACAGAGCAGUGGAUCUUUUUAUGUGCUGCCCACAAGACACCCAAAGAGUGCCCUGCCAUUGAUUACACCAGGCACACGCUGGACGGAGCUGCCUGUCUUCUCAAUAGCAACAAAUACUUCCCCAGCAGGUCAGUCAUCAUCAUUUACAACCUGUAAA
This is a messenger RNA of Trematomus bernacchii (emerald rockcod), 385 nucleotides long. RefSeq names its product MOB-like protein phocein. The record is from RefSeq and is a predicted model, not a curated record. Lineage: Eukaryota; Metazoa; Chordata; Actinopteri; Perciformes; Nototheniidae. Gene Ontology annotation, cellular component: cytoplasm. The transcript has 4 exons. The coding region runs from base 16 to 384 and encodes 122 amino acids.